GGAAAAAAGAAAGAAAUAUAGAGAAAGAAAAAGAAAGAGAGAGAGAGAGAGAGAAAGAGUAUGGAGAAAGGGAGAGACAGUGUUGCAGUAACGUCAACUCAUCGUAAAAGCAUGUUUCAAUUCCAAAAGAGAUCGUAGCUAAAAUCUAUUACUUACUCUCUCUCUCUCUCUCUCUCUAUCUAUCUAUCUAUCUAUCUAUCUAUCUUUUUCUUUCUUUAUUUAUUUCUUUCUUAUUUUUUUUUUUUGUCUUUUUUCCUCCCUCAUUCCUUAUUUCCGUUGUUUUUCGAAUACCUAUAGGAUUCUAAUCUAGAAACAUAAUAUAUCCGCGAGAAAGUAAAGGAGAAACGAAAGAAAAAACAAAAAAAAGAAAAAAAUGCAAAGGUUCGAAACGCGACAUUGACCGCAAAAGAGAGAGAGAGAGAGAGAGUGACAGGAACAGGGGGAAAGGACGCGAAGGAAUAUAGGAAUCGGUUUCUCAUGGUGGAAGGGAACACACAACUAUGACGAUUGCUGCACGUGCAGACGCGCUCAAUGCGAAAAUGGAAAAGAGAAGGGACGAGAGAGAUACUAGAUGAAAAGUUUCCUCGAACGGUAGAAAGAGAGAGAGAGAGAGAGAGAGAGAGAGAAAAAAAGGGAAAAGAAGCUCGUCAGGGGAAGCCUUUUAUUCCGAAGGGAAUCCCUCGGAAGGGAGAAAACGGACGCGCUGACUUGUGUUUCUCUUCGUAACACGAAUUUAAUUAGAUUUUCUUCCAAUGGAAUUCAAAAUACAAGGUACGAAAAUAGAUGUUUCUAAGCUACUGUCUGGAUGAUAUAAAAGGAUUUUUUUUGGUGCCUGAUUAAAAUAUGAAUAGAAGGAAUAACAAUAAUAAUAAUAAUAAUAAUAAUAACAACAACAACAACAACGGUAUGUCGUUAACUACACCGCCAACAAUACACGUCGGUCCGAUAAUGACGCCGGGCUCGAACGAAACCAUUUCCAUAGUGAUACCAUUGUCCGCUCAAUUGGCCACUGUUUCCGGACAAAAGGUCGAAAAAGCAUCCUGUAAAGAUUGCGGUAAGGAUUCUAAACAAGUUUUAACGAUUAAACCUGUACCGCGAAUUCGCAAUGAUAAGACGAAAGGCUGUCCUUAUCCCAAUUGUGCAAGAUACGGUCGUGCAUUUUCAAGAGCACACGAUUUAAAGCGUCACAUCGCGCGACAUGAAAUGCGAAAGGAAAAGUUAACGGAAGAUGAGAAAGUAAACAACAUGGUCAUUGGUGGUUGUCUCGAAUAUCCAAAAAAUCUCGUUAACGAGUCUGCUUUGAGGACGAACGAGUCAUUCAAGACGGAAGUUCCUCGAAAUGCGGAGACGACCAACGUUAAGACGUACACAUGUCCUCGUUGUAAGAAGAAAUAUUCGGAUGAGAGCAAGUUAAAAGCUCAUAUCGCUAUGCAUGACAAGGCAAUGACGAAAAGUGUAUGCGCCAUAUGCCAGUUACACCUUCAAAAUGAUGCCGACUUGCAAGAACAUUUGAAGCAACACGCGAGCGUUAUUUUGCAAGCUCAAUCGGCGGCAGCGGCAGCGGCUCAGGCAACGAUUGCUCAACAAAAUGAAAAGGAGGAUGAUUUCCUUCUCGAAGAGAUGCUCUUAUUACAUAAAAAUCCACGAAGAACAACAUCGUCUGAUAAAAUGGCCGAUGUUUCUAGUAGCAAAGCCGCGUCUAAAAUUAGGUGCGAUUACUGUCAAAAAACAUUCAAAACUAAAUGGACAUUGAGCUCUCAUGUAGCCGCUCACGAAGGUCGUUAUCAGUUUGAUUGUGCCCAAUGUGGCAAAAAAUUUGUGAGAAAAAGUCAUUACGAGGGACACGUACGUUCCCACGAAGCAGCGAGGCCUUACGUAUGCGAACAAUGCGGAAAAACGUUUAAGGAAUUGAAACACCGACGCGAACAUACCAAAAGAAAGCAUCCCGGGAAUCAGAGUGCUAUACAAAAUCUCUUGGAUAGCAUUAGUCCGUGUGCAUCCGAGGAAGUGCCAGCUGAUCAGGCUAAAUUUACUCUUUUGAUGCCGGUGAACUUUACAGCUUAAAUAAAAACGUAUCAAAUGUAUUAAUUAAAAGCUUUUUCUCUUGUAUGUGUAUCUAGAGAUAUAAUAGACUUUAUGUUGAAACUUUAAUUAGUUUUCUGAAGAUGCACCGAUGACAAAUUAUACCAAUAUAACGAAUUUCAAUUUCUCAUGUG
Molecule: messenger RNA, 2216 nt
Organism: Polistes dominula (European paper wasp)
Lineage: Eukaryota; Metazoa; Arthropoda; Insecta; Hymenoptera; Vespidae
Source: RefSeq, a predicted model, not a curated record